This is a messenger RNA of Leptinotarsa decemlineata (Colorado potato beetle), 1549 nucleotides long. RefSeq names its product ribosomal protein S6 kinase beta-2. Gene Ontology annotation, biological process: protein phosphorylation. Gene Ontology annotation, molecular function: ATP binding; protein serine/threonine kinase activity. The record is from RefSeq and is a predicted model, not a curated record. Lineage: Eukaryota; Metazoa; Arthropoda; Insecta; Coleoptera; Chrysomelidae.
UAUUUGGAAUUUUGGAUGACCUGUGACCGAGUUUCUUAAUUUGUAUUUUGACGUCACAUAUAAUAUCCAAUACAAUAUAAUUUAUAACCUUAUAAAUUGUGUUGUGCCACUAUAAUUGAAAAAAAACAAGAAGAAAUACAUAUUUUGCUUCUUUUCAAUCGUUGCCAGAUUGCAAUUUUGUCUGUUCAACAAGUAAACAUAUAUAGGUAUAUUCUUUCAAAAUGGCAGGCUCAGGCGUUUUCCAUAUCGAAUUAAAUGAUGGGGAACCAGUCGAAAUCAACGAUUCAGACGAUGAUAUUGUUGAUGAGGAGCCUCCUUUCGGAGGGGCAAAUCGUAAGGAGACAAUAGACUCAAUCGUAAAAAAGAAACUAAUUUAUCCUGCUUAUUUAAAUAGAGAUACUAGAGACUUUCUGAGGAGACUAUUGAAGAGACAAGUUGCUUCCAGAUUGGGUUCUGGUCCUGAAGAUGCAAACGAGAUUAUAAGACAUCCAUAUUUCAGAAGUACCAACUGGGAUGAUGUUAUAAAUCGCAGAUGUGAACCACCAUAUAAACCUAUGGUUUCUAAUUUGACCGGACUAUUUAUGUAUGUCUAUGUAUGUGAUUACAUUUUCAGAAACGGAGAUACAGAACCUAUUCCGGUGAUGCGCCCGCCAGCGAGUCGGGAGGUUAUUGGACGUCAGAAUUUUCAUCUGCUCAAAGUUUUAGGCAAAGGUGGUUAUGGAAAAGUUUUUCAAGUGAGGAAAACCACCGGUUCAGAUGCUAAUACUAUUUUUGCAAUGAAAGUCCUAAAUAAAGCUAACAUUGUCAAAAAUCAAAAAGACACUGCUCAUACAAAAGCAGAAAGAAAUAUUUUAGAAGAAAUAAAGCAUCCUUUUAUAGUGGACUUGAAAUAUGCCUUUCAAACAAAUGGAAAACUGUAUUUAAUCCUAGAAUACUUGAGUGGCGGCGAACUCUUCGCGUAUCUAGAAAAAGAGGGAUUAUUUACAGACAAUAAAGCAAGGUUUUAUUUAAGCGAAAUAGUACUAGCCUUGAAACAUUUACAUGCAGCAGGAAUAAUUUAUAGAGAUUUGAAACCAGAAAAUAUACUACUCGACGCUGAGGGACAUGUCAAACUAACGGACUUUGGUCUAUGCAAGGAACAUAUUAAGGAUGGUGUUCUAACACAUACUUUUUGUGGAACGGUUGAAUAUAUGGCUCCAGAAAUUUUAACUCGUCGCGGUCAUGGCAAGGCAGUAGACUGGUGGUCCCUUGGUGCACUUGGAUUUGAUUUGAUGACUGGAGCACCUCCUUUCGGAGGGGCAAAUCGUAAGGAGACAAUAGACUCAAUCGUAAAAAAGAAACUAAUUUAUCCUGCUUAUUUAAAUAGAGAUACUAGAGACUUUCUGAGGAGACUAUUGAAGAGACAAGUUGCUUCCAGAUUGGGUUCUGGUCCUGAAGAUGCAAACGAGAUUAUAAGACAUCCAUAUUUCAGAAGUACCAACUGGGAUGAUGUUAUAAAUCGCAGAUGUGAACCACCAUAUAAACCUAUGGUUGAGUGUAUUGUGGUUAU